This is a messenger RNA of Enterobius vermicularis (human pinworm), 555 nucleotides long. The record is from the annotation of a GenBank genome assembly. NCBI's taxonomy places the organism in Eukaryota, Metazoa, Nematoda, Chromadorea, Rhabditida, Oxyuridae.
AUGGCAAAGUUUCUCUUUUUCAUAGUUGCUGUCGUAGCUGCCGCAACUGCCGAGAGACAUUUUCGAUUUGAAAGGCUUCGUGCAAACAAACUAGACCGCGGAUAUCUUCCACUAGUGCCAUCAUUCUUCGCCAACGUGACCGAAGAAGAUUUCAAAAAAGCUAUUAAAAUUUUAAGCGACCGUGAUCUUACAAAACAGCAACAAUAUGACAAACUCAACAAACUGGUUGUAGCUCAGGGAACACAAUUUUCAGAACAGUUUGGAAAGCUAAAAAGUGACCUGAACCAGUUUACAGCAGAAGUUGAGCAAAAAACAAAUGAAAUUAUUGCAAAUGUUACUACAGCAAUAGAACAAAUAAUUAGGAUAAAAAGUAACAUGCAAAUUACAAUAAAAGAGGAAAAGAGCCAAGUCAAAUCACUGCUUUCCACGUAUCCAAAGUAUGUAGGCAAAAUUAUAAAGAUCGUGAAAGAAGCAGCUAUUAAAAGUGCUAUGAUUUCUCAUCCACCGUCGACAGUACUACAGGCUAAGUUCUUUCCAGUGCUGGCAUUUUAUUAA